UCGAAAAGCAGACGUCAAAAGAAGAAAAAAACCCGCUUGCGAAAACGGUUGGACGGCUAUGGAUUCCCAGACGUUAAAUUAAAAUAGUCAGGAUAUGAUCGUAUAUGUGGCAUGGAAUUGAAAGGAUCGCAUCGCUAAGGACGGGAGAUCAGACGUGUAAAAGUCAAAGUGAACACGGCGAUUAUUGAAUGUAGCAGACGACAGUUAUAGCUGAAUGUACGUAUACGAUUGAUGGAUAUAGGAGUAAACGCAUUGGAUAUAUGCAAACUAGAUUUGCAUAUAAGGAAAGUACACUUGGAUAUAAGCGGCAAAAUAGUUGAAUUUAACCAAAAUACUGUUGGAUAUAAGCGAAAUACAUUUGCAUAUAAGAAAAGUAUAGUUGGAUAUAAGCGGAUUUUUUUUGGAAUUUAACCAAAAUACAGUUGGAUAUAAGCAAAAUAUAUUUGAAUAUAAGGAAAGUACACUUGGAUAUAAGCGGAAAAAAAUAGUUGAAUUUAACCAAAAUACUGUUGGAUAUAAGCAACCGACAGUUGUGUAUGGACAAAUUGCAGUCAGGUAUAAGUAGAACCUUUUUGCACACGAAAGAAGCAUAUAGUCACACGGAAAACGUCAGCAGACCAGAGUUAGGUACAAGCAGAAGGGAAUUAGAUUGUUAGAUAUACAAUGUCGACGACUUUGUGGGAUAUAAGCAGGCGAGAGCUGAACAUAAGCACAGGAUAGCUGAAUAUAAGCAGGUGGCAUUUGGAUAUAGUUGGUGAUAGCUGGAUAUACGCACGAAAUACCUGAAUAUGAGCAGGUGAUAGUUUGACAGAAGCACGAGAUAUAAGCACAUGAUAGCUGAAUUUAAACAAGUAAUAGUUUGGCAUAAGCAGGUGAUAGCUGAAUAUAAGCAUGUGAUGGUUGGACAUAAGCAGGUUAUAGUUUGACACAAUCAUGGAAUAGUUGGACGCAACUCUUUCAUAACCGGCUUUGAAAGAAAACAGGAAAUUAUAAUGGAAAUGUGGAAAUUCCAAAGCGAUUAACGGCAUACAAAACACACACAGCAGACGACAGGAGGCAGGAGAGCCUCUAUUACGAAUACCAGCCGUCAUCAGCAGACACGUGGGACACAGCAGUAAUUACCAGUUAUCAUGUAUGACUAUGCACUAAAACGAAUUAUGUGAAUAUGACACGAACCAGUGAGCAAAAGACAAAAGUAUAAUUCGCAGCAUCAGAGAUAUGAUACAUCAUGUCUGUAGUGUCAUGGCAAGCAUGAUUCAACACAGUAUACCGCAUGGUGUGAGGAGACAACAGAAUUCUGCAAUAUAAUAUAUUUAUUGAGAAGAGAAGGUACGAUGCUAUAUUAUAAAUGUGUCAAAAUUUAGAAGGAUUAUACAAACAGUAUAAUGUGAAGGGAGUAGGAUUUCCUGUUAUACUCUAUAUAUUAUGAAUCGUAGAACGCGAAGAGGAAAUAAUUAUCUGUUUUGAACUGUAUUGCGUGAUGACGUAAUCACAUUAUAUACCAUACACCAAGGAAUGUGAAGAUGACAUGAUUUUACAUUAUACACUGCCUUGACUAGAGCAGAAAACUAUACUGUAUACUGUUGUGGGAACAAGUAACAUCGUCUUACAUUAUAACAUGGCAUACUGUGCCAAGAACAUGUUUCUAGACUAUACACCAAAGUGUGAAUAAUUGUACCCUACAUAAAGUGAAAAGAGUAGGAUUGUUAUCAUUCAAAGUAUUGUGCGAAAAGGCAAUGAGAUUCUACAAAAUACACUAUUCAUUGCCACGAGUUGAGGGUCUAUAUUAUACAUUGUACUGCGCGGAGAAGAAAUAUAUUCUAUAUUAUACACUAUUCACUGCCACGAGCUGAGGGUCUGCAUUACACAUUGUAUUGCGCGGAGAAGCACUAGGAUUAUAUAUUAUACACUAUUCACUGCCACGAUAUUGGAAUCUAUAUUAUUCAGUGUAUUGUUUGGAGAAGCAAAACGAUUCUACAUUAUACAUUGCAUCAUGUAAAGAAUCUAUAAUGUACAUUAUAAUGAAUGUGAUGUCUGGAAAAGGAUACUAUACUACACACUAUAUUUUGUGAAGAGGUAAUAUGAUUCUGCAUUAUAUAUUGUAGAAUAUCAAUGGUGUACGCAUCAAUACUACUAAACACUAAAGAUGUGCAGAUAACAGAUGUCAAAUUAAAAGCUGUAUACGUGUGAUAUAAUACGAAUUUAUAUUUUACACUAAUGAAUGUAUUGAAGGUACUCGUAUAAUUCUAUUUUAUGAUAUGUACUUUGUGAAUACUCAGUAGCAUUCUACACAAUUCACCAUAUAUUUUGAAGACUGGAUUACACUUUGUUUGCCAAAGAAUGUGAUGACUGUACACGUCUUUCUUAUAGACUCUACUGCAAAAUGAUGCAAUGACAUUCUACUUCUGGAUUAUACACCAUAUAAUAUUGAAGAUAGAAGAACUUUAAUCUAUAAAGAUUCCUGCAAAAUGAUGCAAUGGCAGUCUACUUCUAGAUUAUACACCAUAUAAUAUUGAAGAUAGAAGAAAUUUAAUCAAUAAAGAUUCUUGCAAAAUGAUGCAAUAGCAUUCUGCUUCUAGAUUAUACACCAUAUAAUAUUGAAGAUAGAAGAACUUCAAUCUAUAAAUAUUGCAGAGACAGUUGGAAUUACACACUUCACACAGUGCAUCAGACGAGAGGGGGCGGAAGUAGACGUUCACUUCUACACGGUGAACAACAAGUACCAGCUAUUGAAACACUGCCUCAAGACUGUCAUCGACGAACAGUGGUGCCAGACAAUAGUCUAGUGUGCUGCACAUUUACGAUCAAAUAUAUCACCAAACAGACAACAGUGUGUGCAUGAUAAGCAAGGGCGGACUCCGGCGGAGUGUGUACCAGUGCAAGGACAGUCACCAGAGGAGAGAGAUGGUGAGAGAGAGAGAGAUAGGAUGCAGACACCGAGACGUCAUCCGUACCUUUGUGGGCGUGCCGCAUGACGAUUAUUUCUGUUGAACUGCAAACUGCAAGAUUGCGAAAGUUAAUACGGCCAACGUUUAACUAACUUUACAAGAGUGCGUUAGUGGAAGCAAAGGGACAAAACACAUCAAAAAGAAAGAACAAAAUAAGCAGACAAGAAUACAAAGCACCAAGGCGAUAAGACAAGGAAACAGGAACACGGGCAAUUAAAACAAGAAGAAAAAGGACACGAGAACAACGAGCCAAUAUUCUACAGACCCUCACCAGACUCGACCAAGAACUGCAAUAAAAAUCCCCUCAUGACGUCAUCGAUUCAACAUGUUUAUUCUCAAGAACAUGUUCAGAAAUCGCGGGUCAGAGGUGAAGGCCGAGAUGGAGCAAGGAAAGCUUGUACGGAAGGUCGGACGGCGGGGGCGAGGCAAGGGGCUGUUCUACAUGCCCUGUGGGGUGGCUGUCACAAAAACAGGUGAUAUCGUAGUGGCCGACACGGACAAUCACAGGAUUCAAAUAUUUUCUUCCGACGGAGUAUUCAGAUUCAAAUUCGGGAGCAAAGGAAACAAACCCGAACAGAUCAACUACCCGAUCUGCGUUGCCAUGACAAAUGACGACAGCAUUGCCCUGACCGACAGCGUGAACGCUUGCGUCAAAAUGUUCAGUCUCGACGGACAGUUAAAGAGGCGGUGUGGCGGGAACGACGUCCUGGAGUUUCCGUACGGAAUCGCCGUCACAGACAGCAACUACGUCAUCGUUACGGACAUCUGCAAACACUGCGUGGUUGUUUUUCACCCCGGCGGAGGGGUCAGUCAUUCGUUCGGCAGCUACGGUGAAGACGCUGGCCAAUUCGACCACCCAUACUUCGUGGCGGUGAACAGAAACCAGCAAAUCAUCGUCUCCGACGCCGGCAACAGUAGCAUUAAAAUCUUCCAUUUUGAAGGGAAAUUACUGCGGACCUUCUCUCACCUCGACUUCCGGUUGCCUCGGGAGGAGUCGUUCGUUUCGCUGCAAGGCCUGUGCACGGAUUCGGACGACAACACCAUCGUUAUAUGCAAUUCGACAGUUUUCAUUCUUACCAAGAACGGGAGGCUGUGGGAAAUAUUGACGCCUAAAGACGGGCUUACCUCCCCUAAGUGUGUCGCGUUCUCUCCCUUGGGUAGACUGGUGGUCGUUCAGUCGGAUUACGAUAACCGGGACGAGUUGUGUAUCUUUAAGUACAAUACGGAAGACUACUCUGCCCUUAAUACUCUUGUCUUUUAUGCCAUAUCUAUAUAGAGUAGGGACUAGCAGCUAUAUUUAUACAGGUGCGGAUUCAGAAUAUUUGCAGGUGGGGGUGUCUAAAUGGAAGUUGUAUAUUAGCGGUGAAUGCGCUUUAAUAUAAGUGAUUUUUUUUCCUCAGACUAGUGCGCUCAGAUUAACAACUAACGACGAGAAUCGAGUUGCAAGAAUGCUCAGACUAAUAACAGGACAUUCGUAGAGGUCGUGACAUCAGAAAGUUGGCCAACUUUGUGCUGGUAGUUGGUAGUCUGAACCUAGCAUUACUUUUUUCCACUGUUUAACAUAUUUCCUCGGAAAGUUUUAAAAACAUAUACCUUGGAUAAAAAGGCCAACAAUUUUUUUUCUUAGAUUUUUUUUUUUAUUAAUAUGUAGAUGAAAAGGGUAAAAAUGUAAAAAAAAAAAAAAAAAAAAAAAAAAUUGAAGCCGACCUACUCUACCUAUUUUUUCGACAUUUUUCCGGAAACGCACAUUUGUAGGCCUUGUUUGAGGUCACGUCUCCAGUAUAUAAUUCUACUGUUUCUCAGAAUUUUUCUUCCUUUUCCAAGAAAACAGAAGGGUACGUGGGGGUUUUUUUUCUCCAUCUUCGCUUGUUUCAUGACACCAUCUAUAAUUUCCCCCAUCCAAUCGUCUUAGGAACAAUGUUUAGAGGGUAAGUAUAAACGAGUUAUCAGUGCGUUGUCAAGUUUACACAAGGCCCGAGGGGUGUGCUGAAAAACCAAGGGCCACUGUCGGUGCUAUGGCCAGGCAAUGGAAAUGUGAGGACUUGGGUUGUUAUAAGCUGUUACGGGUGAAGCUUCUUGGGGUGGGGUGGGGUGGGGGGGGGGGUGGGGUGGGUGGGUGGGUUCGCUAUCAUGCUCUCCUGAGAAAACAUUGAGCUUCAGGUUUUGAAAUAAGGCAUUUUCGUUCUUCUUACAACCCCCACCCCCCACCCCACCCCAAAAAACACAAAAACACAAAGUGAACGUUUACAAACUGUGCCGACCGUUCGGCCAAAGAGCCACGUGUUGAGACGUCAUAAUAUAUUACAUGUAACACUAUAAUCCCAUGCAUAUGAAACAUUCUUUCUGAUUUUUUUAAAAAUUAAAAACUUAUUAUACUGUA
Molecule: messenger RNA, 5328 nt
Organism: Gigantopelta aegis
Lineage: Eukaryota; Metazoa; Mollusca; Gastropoda; Neomphalida; Peltospiridae
Product: tripartite motif-containing protein 2-like
Exons: 3
Coding region: 3274-4224 (316 amino acids)
Biological process (GO): proteasome-mediated ubiquitin-dependent protein catabolic process; protein polyubiquitination; negative regulation of translation
Molecular function (GO): protein binding; ubiquitin protein ligase activity; translation repressor activity
Source: RefSeq, a predicted model, not a curated record